Messenger RNA from Meloidogyne enterolobii, 189 nucleotides. The record is from the annotation of a GenBank genome assembly. Lineage: Eukaryota; Metazoa; Nematoda; Chromadorea; Rhabditida; Meloidogynidae.
UUUGUACUUGCAAUGUACUAUUUGACCAUUAUUUGCCCAGCACCUCUACUAAGUUUUUCUAAGUGGCCGCCAAGCUGUGGCCAUAUCCGUGUUUUGUCCAUUUUCCUCCUCCCACAACUAGCAUUGAUUCUCCUUUUACUUUGUUACUUAGUGACUAGUGGUCAGCGAUAUAUCUGUUUCUCACUUUAG